UUGUCAUUCAUAAAUCAAGAUUACCAACACAUUUUUUUUUUCUUAAUGAAAUAAAAUCGGAAAUUAUUCCUAUAACCGGAAAUAAGAUAUUUUUAAAAUUAACCCCAUCGUGUCUGGGUUCAUUUAAAACCCGUGCGACGACAGCAACAAACUAUUACCCUUGUUUUUCUAUCUACUUUAAAAGCCGAUCUCUUCGUCGUGUUUAGAGAUAGGGCAAUAUUAAAUACACCACGAGAAACUCUGAUCUUUCUUUCAUUGAAAAUAGAAAACGUCGCCGUGUUCCAAAUACACCUCAAAAUUAUCAAACUUCAAGCCAAAACCCGAUUUUAGAUGAAGGAAAGAUCAGGGUUUCUCGUGGUGUAUUUAAUAUUUUGUUAUCUCUAAAGACGACGAAGAUAUCGGCUUGUAAUGUAGAUAGAAAAACAAGGGUAAUAGUUUGUUUAGUUUAAAGGAAUUUUUGGUGGAUUUCGAAUUUGAACGAAUUAAUUUAGAAUUUUGUUGAAGAAUGUUUAAAAAUUGAUUAUUUUUGGUCUAAAAGCUGCGUUUUUUUAUCGUUUUUUGGCCGUCUUCAUUUGUGUCACCCCCCCUUUUUGUAUCGACCCCAUAGACAGAGAACGGUGCAUCCGAACUUGCGGGUGUCUUGCGCGUAGAAAAUUUGGUACUGCCAGUUUCAGUCUCUUACAAGUGAUCGCGCGCAAAGCUUUACGACUUCCAGCUUUUAAUUCAAAGUCUACUUGGAUAGACACGCGAUCGCGUAUUCAAUUUUGAUCGUUUUCUAAGUGAAAAAAACUUUUUAGUGCGCUUCAAUUUCUUCUCGAAAGGAUUUCUUCUUUUUUUAACCACAAAAAAGAAAAUCCUUAAUGGAAGAAAAAAAGCAAUACACAGCUCUAACCAUAGACCGAGCGGCGUUUCUACUUCUCCGAGUGAAAAAGGCGUUCAAAAAGAAGAAAUUGCAGCGAAAAGAACGCGAAAAAAAUGCUCAAUUGGCGGCCGCCCGAAUAGACCAAAGAGCUUCUUGUGCUGGUUUGGAGGGUGCUAGUAGAAGCUGUAGGAAACCGCCCCCACCUUUGUUAAGAUCAAGAACACUUCCUGCUAUUGUAGUACCGGGUGUCAACAUUUUACAAGCACAAUUAGGAAAUUAUACACAAGAUGUCCAACAAGAGCAACAAACUUCAAGUCCUUUCGCACCUCGAGUGGGGAUCUUAUCGAGGUACCACCCGACGAGACUCUCGUUCACUAAAGAUCAGGAACCAAAUCCUUCUUUGGAUGUUGGACGUAGGAAAUCGGCGGUUAGUCGACUUUGCGGAAGCGGUAAUUAUGGUCCGGAACGCAAAUCCGAUGGCACCUUGCUCUUAAGAGUUCCCGCUCCUCAUGUUGUAGCAGCAAGAGCUUAUCGAAUUCAAUCACCAAGUGGAAAUACAGCACUUUAUCGUCUAUCAAAGCUUUUAAAUCAAAGCUCAAAGAAUCAAGUUGUAUUAGAUGACUCAAAUGUAACAAGAAGAUUAAGUUGGGAAAGGAGGGAUCCAAUUGGAAGUCGAAUGCCGCGUUCGGCAAGUAUAGAUUCUAUGGUGGAAGCGGUAUGGUCGGAAACGGUUUCAGCAGACCCAACACCGAUUACGGAAAAAAGACCUUCACUACGUCCGGAUCGUACUUUGGCUUUGGUAUCACCGUCAGUUGGACGCCGAAUGAAGGGUCAAAGAGGGGUCAACGAAUUACCCAAUAUCUUAAGCGAGAACGAAAUGGAAGUGGCAACGGUACCCAUAUCGACUGGUUUACCACCCUCUCGGCAUAAAAACAGCAAAAAACAGGCUAAAUUAAUGCAGCAGAGGCUUGAGCGACUCGCUAAAGUCAAUAUUCAUUUACAUGCUUUAUUCGCAGCUGUUGAACAUGGACAUUUGGAUAAAGCGAAAACGAUUUUAGAAUCGACCGAUGUUGAUGUUAACAGCUUAAAUGCGGAUAAAUUAAGCCCUUUGGAUGUUGCUGUUUUAAGUAAUAAUCGAACUAUGGUAAAGAUGUUGAUUGGUUUUGGUGCUAAAGAAGGGAAUCAAUUUUCUUCAUCAGAAAAAUUAGGUUCACAUCUAACUCAGUUAUUGGGUGAAGCGGAAAUGAGGCUUCAAGAAUUCGGUGGUUUUCUGGAUGAGCCGGCAUCGACUCCAUUAAAUACGAGAGCUUCGUUUUCAAGUAUUAUAGGAACUGCUUAUCCUUCGGCUUCAAUGACUGGGUGUGCUGGUGGUGAUAACGAAAAACAAGCGAUUGUUUGGGGUCGGAGAGUGAAAACUUUAAAACGUUUAGUAUUGGGAUUUAAUCAAGCUCGCCCUCCAGAUCAACCGUCGGUUGUUGCGUUAGAUAUAACCUCUUGUAAUGCUGUUUCGUUACGUUUACAAGAACCAUUAACGACGGAUUCAUCGAUUACAACAAAAUUUAAAGUGCAAUGGUCAACUCGGCCGGAUUUUAGCCCAAUUACGGGUGAAAAAGAGAUCUUUGAUUUAACAAAUUCUCAAUGUACGAUAGAAUUGACACAGGGGAGGAGGUAUUAUUUUAGGGCGUCUUCAGGAAAUUUAAGAGGUUAUGGGACUUUUGUUUCGUCGAUACCUGAAUCUGUUGUACCGAGUACUUGGAGAUCGGUUGAUAAUCGAGAAUUACGCUUUCAAGGGAAACUACAUCAAUUAGAAAUUUUAAUGCAAGAUUUACGUAACAUACGACCGAAUAGCGAAAUUUUAGAAUCGACAGCUCCUCAAAGAAGAACUCAACGGAAGAAAACUACGAUUAAACAAUUAUUUUCUGCCGCGAGUAAAUUCCAAAAAAAUUUAAAAAGGGGGAUUUAUUUAGCUUGUAUUCUUUAUUAUGAAGAUAAAGUGUUGGUUACGAACGAAGAUUUUUUACCUGUGAUAGAAAUCGAUGAAAACUUUCCGAGUUGUAUUCACUCAGAUCAUCAUUGGUUGAUGAAAGUGGCGUGUGCUUGGGAUAAUACGAAAUCGUUGAAGGCCGAUAUGGAGAAAAAUGCUUCAUCGGCGAUUCACUUUCGCACCAAAUUACUUUCGGCCGCGCUUCAAAUGCAAUCGGCCCUUUGCCUUCAAGAUUUAGGUCAAUUGUAUUAUAAGCCGCUUAAAGAUUCUCAAGGCACCGUCGUGAUAAGUACAGUUAAUUACGUUAAAACUCCAAAAACCGUGUCCGUACUCAACUCAAGAUGGCUCCCGAUGAACAAAGUCGUUAAGAAAUGCGUCAUGAACGAGGAUAACUCAAUUACGGAAAUUUUAAUGGGAUCCAUACCAGAACAAAUUAAUUAUCAUCAAGUAUCGAGUUUAAAAUUGGGGAAGGGCUUGUAUUUGGCCUUCUUGAAGAUGCAGAGUUCCGUUGAUUUAAUUCAAGUCGUCGUUCCGGCUAAAACACCAAAUAUGUUACCACAUUGUAAAAUUAGGGAUAACCCACAUGUUUCAGCGGAAGAAUGGGAAUAUUUAAAGCGACAACAUCUCCCUGAUAUAGUCGAUACCUCAACGGAGCAACAAAGAACGUUUUUAGAAUUAGUAACGAGCGCCGCAAAACGUCUUUUUAAUUAUAUGGAUAUCCCGUUGGAAAAUGCGAUAACCCACCGGCUUUACGAUACGGAAAUAGUCGAUUUAACGGAGGAAGUUAGUUUUAUAAUAAUUUGCCCGAGUGCCGAAUUUUCUUGUUUGGUCCCAGGGCAACGAGAAAUUCUACUCCAACGAGGGGAUUUAUUAAGCCUUCCGAUCCAAGUCUUCGAAAUGAUCCAUUUAAACACGUACCAAAACAAUAUCGUUCAAAAAUACUCAAAAUUAAAUUGUUUGUUAGAAUUAGACUCUGCGAAUGCGAAUCAUUUGCACCGCGAAGCUUUCUCGAACAGCGAAGUCGCCAAAGCCAGGGAGAGGUUGGCCCAAUUACAAGAUUUCCAAGCGAAAUUAAACUCGAUUUGGAGAUGUAUUCGUUGGUUGAUGGACGUGAUUACUUUUGCGAGGGAUCGAGGGACUUUUGGGAUAUCCGUUCGGUAUAUUUUGGAUAAAGAUAGUUCGUCGCCGAAGAAUAGUUUGCUUCAAAUUCCGAGUUCAAGAGAUACGAAAGUAAAAAAUACUCCUGGGAGGGGAUCUUGGCCCGGCCCGGGGGCUGUUACAACUCAAAGCACAUCAUUAAUAAACGAAUUUAGUAAAAGUGAGCAACAAUUAAGUAGUAAUGAGAGCGCGUCGCAAUAUUUAAGCGCUUACAGUGAUACUGAGUCGAGGAAGAACUCUGAUAGUUACGCGAGUGUUGAUUUAAACGAACGAUUGGUGCCAUCGAAAAGUGAAGAUAUGCUUUUUGCCGUUCCUUCUUCGUCUACGGCACAUAGAUGUCGCGCGAGCACCGUUUCGAGUGUUUCGGCAACUUCAAGUCCUUUAUUAAAUUUAAGACCAAUGUACAGCGGUAGUUUGUUAAGUGUUAACACGUUUAAUACCACGAAUACUUCCGAUAGUAUGCAUAGUUUGAGUUCGGAUAGCGAUGGGACGAUUCCUUUGGGGAGUAGCACUCCGAGGAGGGUAAAGAACAAUAAUAAACAAAUAGUUCCAUCGAGGAGUAUGACGAACAUGAAGCAACACAAUUUAGAGGCGAGAUUUAGGCCCAAAUUGGAUCCUUAUUUUAAUAAUAACUUGGAAAGUAAUUUAUCGAAGAGUUUAACGAAUCUGAAAAACGUUUUUGACGAAAAGAAAAUCGAGAACAAAGUUCCAGAACAAUCUUCGAGCUCGAUUAAAGAACAAGCGGGGAUUUUACAAGUUUACGCUGCUUAUGAAACGGGAUUAGCAAGCGGGACAAGUUUAAAAUUACACGUAACACCGAGAACUACAGCUCGGGAGGUUGUCGAUUUAGUGGUUAAACAAUUAAAUAUGGCCGUGGUUCUUAAAGGAAAAGAUGGCCCGAUUUACACUUCGGAUAAAUUAAGAAACUUUUGUUUAGUCGCUGUGAUCGGUGCGAGGGAGAGGUGUUUACGAGAUGAUUUUAAACCACUUCAAUUACAAAAUCCGUGGAAGAAGGGCCGAUUAUACGUAAGACAAAAACAGGAAGUUUUAGCCGCUUUGGAACACAGCAGUAAACAUACUGCAAUAAUAUGAGGAAGGGUUAUAUUCGUCCAAAAUCGUCGCGGGUACCAAUUAAUAGAGUUUUAAAAGCCAAUUCGUUCCAUUUUAAUCAAUUAAUUGAUUCCUAAUGAUAAUAUAAAAACGUAGAAAUAUUUUUGUAUUAUUUUCUUUUUUUA
This is a messenger RNA of Onthophagus taurus, 5239 nucleotides long. It is a transcript of the gene wake, whose product is annotated as ankyrin repeat and fibronectin type III domain containing protein wide awake. Gene Ontology annotation, biological process: regulation of establishment of bipolar cell polarity; establishment of mitotic spindle orientation; signal transduction. NCBI's taxonomy places the organism in Eukaryota, Metazoa, Arthropoda, Insecta, Coleoptera, Scarabaeidae. Gene Ontology annotation, cellular component: spindle. Gene Ontology annotation, molecular function: protein binding. The record is from RefSeq and is a predicted model, not a curated record.